AUGUUUGUUCAUCGUCUCUGGACGCUCGCAUUUCUCUUUCUUGCGCAGGCUUCAAAGGCAUCACAACUGCAGAAUAUCAAAUCCUUACUAGAUAUUGAGGACAAUGUGCUACCCAAUCUGAAUAUAUCGCAAAAUAACAGUAACGCUGUGCAAAUCCUUGGCGGUGUGGACGCCAUAUCAUUUUACAAAUAUACAGGCCAGCAAAAUUUCACCAAAGGUAUAAGCCCGGGAACAAACUCGCAUGGACUUGUUUACUACUCUAACAAUACCUAUAUCCAGUUGGAAGAUGCGUCUGAUGAUACUCGAAUAGACAAGAUCACGCCAUUCGGUGACGAUUCGUUUAUCCUUAGUGGAUCAGGCACAAUAAACAAUAUAUCAGUGGGAAAUCAGAUAUUAUACAACUUAUCGACGCUAUCUAUGGCACCUAUAUUCAAUCAGUCGUUAGGAGAUGUGGAGACUGUGCUUGUGAAUGAUACUUCUGUCUAUUUUGGAGGAAACUUUUCAUAUAACAAUGGCUCCAUGAUAGGGCAUAGUGCUCUCGUUUGGGACGCCAUGUCAGAUACCGCGCAACUUUUACCUUUUGGAGGAUUUGGUGAAAACUCCAAUGUGAAUUCAAUUCUCAAGCUUAAUGAUGACAAUAUUGUCUUUGCGGGAAAGUUUUAUACAUUGGAUGAUUCUUCUGUGCUUAUCACCAGUUCCAAUAAUGGUACAAAUUCAACCUUCUCGUUAAAUGCUACAAAAUUGGAGCUGGGGCAACGGAUUUCUUUGAGGUAUGCUUCCUGGGAUUCUCAAGGAAGUACAACACUUGCAUCUAAUUCGUUAGUUUGCCCCAAUGACAAUGGAAAUGCAUGGUUAUAUCCUGCCACAUCUGGAUCUCUGGUUUGCAACCUACCUUAUGAAGUUUCACCAACAAAAAUAAGACUCUAUAACUCGCAAGAUGCGGGCAGUGAAAUCGCUUUGUUUCAAAUUCUGACUAAUCCAUCAAGUAGUAUAAUGAACUUAACGUAUCUAGACCCACUGAGUGGGGAGUUAAAAAAUUGUGAUGAGUUUUGCCCUUUGUAUAGUCGGGCCACUUUACUAGCAGCAAGCCAAAAUGCGUCCUCAUCCAUGGACAUGAUUACCUUUAUCGAUGGUAAUAAUACAGAUGUGAAAUGGUCAUCAGAUUUCCAGGAUUUUGCUUUUGCAAAUGAGCUUCCUGUAACGUCCUUGAAACUUAUAGCUUUGAAUUCAUACGGGGACAGCAUUGGAUUAUCCGGUUUAGAACUUUACCAGAAUACAUUUUCCACUUAUGCCAACAACUCACUGAACGAAUAUGGUUGUAGCGCGCUGGUCAAUGAUUCAUCGUCAUCCAUAUUAUCGAACAAUAGUUGGUAUAAUGGAUUAACAGGCGAAAGUUAUAUAGCUACAAACUACAUUCCAGAUCAGAAUGAGCCAAUUCCACGUGUGAAAUUCUACCCUAACAUUAUCCACUCUGGUCACUAUACCAUUAAUACAUAUACACCGGGAUGUGUCCAGGAUAAUACUUGCUCUUCAAGAGGUAUUGUGAACGUAACUGUGUGGAAUCCACAAAAUAAUACAAUGAUGAAAACUUACACGAUUUAUCAAAAUAACGAUAAUUUAAAAUAUGAUCAGAUUUUUUCCGGAUAUCUAGAUUUCUCACCGGAGAUUGUUUUGGAAUAUAUCUCUGGAAUCUAUUCGAGUAACACUGCUACGGUGGUCGUGGCGGAUCGAGUCAAUGUUAUUACUGUUUCUCUUGAUACUUUUAAUGCUCUUUCGGAGAUUAACAAUGUGAAAAGACAAACGCCAUUGAAUGGUAUUUUUCAAUAUCAAAAAUCAAACUUUACUGGCACGACAUCAAACAAAACAAAGGUAGGUAAUACGACCUUAAAUCUUUUCCCGGUAAACAAUUAUCCCAAAAACGCAUCCCUAUUAGUUGAAAUCUACAACGACAAAUUGAUAGUUGGUGGAGUGAGUAACCGCAUUUCCACUAUUGACUUAAAUGAGAACUUUGAAAUAAAGUCGAGUGAAAAUCGAACCAUACAAGGUGAUGUGUAUGGCAUAACGAAGACCGGUCAAGGUUUGCUAAUAUAUGGGGAUCUCCGUUCUUCCGAUAAUCAAUCAACUGUUUUACUCUUUAAUGAAUCCUUUGGAAAAGUUCCCAACUAUUCUAAGAGAGUAAAUAGUGCCACCAAUAUUAGCAUUGCAGACAAUGAAUUAUUCGUUUUUGAUAACAAUUACAUCAUCAACGCCUCUUCCAAUGCGCAGAUAUCAAAUUCUACUUCAUUUAGUCUAUCACUUUGGGCGGCUGGUAACAACGGUAACGGUGAUGUUUUGUUCUCAGGUACAGUGUCUCAUAUGGAAUUUAGUAAUUUGAAUGGAUCUGCGAGUUUCAAAAAUGAGGAUCAAGUGCAGGCACUAAAUAUAGGGAGAGGUAUUGUACCGUACUUUGGUGCAUAUUUAAAUGAAUCAGUCUCAGCAUACGCAUAUGAAACGGAUGCUCUCAAUAAGAUCUACUUUUCUAAUAAAGUCAACCCUUCCUGGAAUUGGUCUAACACUAUAACUCGGAUGUUGUACGCUAAUAAUCAAACCAUGUUAGUUGUUAGUUCAGAGUCCUCAAGUACGGCGGAUCUGACGAUUUUUAAUUUGAGGAAUAUGACAACAAUUGCUAACGAAACGCUGGGAUCGAAUGCAAAAGUCAGUGCAUUGGUUAAUUUUGAAAAAAAUAGUAGCAUACUAGUUGGCGGAGAUUUCCAAAUUACUAAGCCAAACUGUUCCGGACUAUGUCUGUAUAAUUAUGAAACGAAAUCAUGGUCCACCUUCUUCAAUAACACGAUUUUUGGUGAAGUCACCCAGCUUUCCCUCGCUAAUUCGUCAGAAUUAAUUAUUUCUGGUCUUUUUAAUACAAGAGAACACCAAUCUAUACGAUUAGGCUCCUUUAAUUUGAACAAUUUCACCAUGGUCCCAUUAUUAUCAGGAUCGGAAGGGAAAUUAAAUUCAUUUGUUGUUACCGAUAAUUCUCUUGUCGCAUGGAAUGACACUUCGUUAUUUAUUUAUGGAAAUCAAAAAUGGAAUAUAACUUCAUUACCUAGCGAUGACAGUUUGAUCGGCUCUGUUUCCACUAUAAGCACUAACACAAAAUCCGACACUUUAAACAAGAGAGCAACCAACAAUGCCCAUGAUGGUAGUAUCCUCCUCCUUAACGGUAAUUUCACCAUGCCACAAUAUGGUAACUUACAGAGCUUGUUAUUUGAUUUUCAAGCCUGGACCCCUUACUUUAUCUCAGAAAUAUCCAAUUCUUCCAACUACAAUCCAACUUUUUUUAUCAAUAGAGACGUUUCAACUGAAUUUAAUUCUCAAAUCACACUUCCCAACUUAAAUAUCACUGUGACAAACCCCCAGUCGACGUCAUCCCAAUCUCCAAGUACAUCAGCGACUAGUGAGUCUAAGUCAAAAUCAGAAAAGAAGAAAAUAGAUCGUGGAUUUGUUGUUCUAAUUGGUCUUGCACUAGCAUUAGGGACAGUUUCUGUCCUCGGUAUUGUGGGCGUCAUUCUUGCCUAUGUAUUCAAAGAUCCAGAGGGUGAUUACAAACCAAUUAAACCGCGUAUUGAUGAGAAUGAAAUGCUUGAUACCGUUCCUCCCGAAAAGCUCAUGAAGUUUGUCUAA
Saccharomyces mikatae IFO 1815 is the source of this 3663-nucleotide messenger RNA. It is a transcript of the gene RAX2, whose product is annotated as Rax2p. Bases 1 to 3663 code for a protein of 1220 amino acids. The transcript has a single exon. Gene Ontology annotation, biological process: cellular bud site selection; positive regulation of establishment of bipolar cell polarity regulating cell shape. Gene Ontology annotation, cellular component: cellular bud scar; cellular bud neck; plasma membrane of growing cell tip. The record is from RefSeq and is a predicted model, not a curated record. NCBI's taxonomy places the organism in Eukaryota, Fungi, Ascomycota, Saccharomycetes, Saccharomycetales, Saccharomycetaceae.